Crotalus tigris (Tiger rattlesnake) is the source of this 1517-nucleotide messenger RNA. RefSeq names its product ubiquitin conjugating enzyme E2 E1 (gene UBE2E1). The record is from RefSeq and is a predicted model, not a curated record. Gene Ontology annotation, cellular component: nucleus. Gene Ontology annotation, molecular function: ubiquitin conjugating enzyme activity. NCBI's taxonomy places the organism in Eukaryota, Metazoa, Chordata, Lepidosauria, Squamata, Viperidae. The transcript has 6 exons. Gene Ontology annotation, biological process: protein polyubiquitination. The coding region runs from base 161 to 742 and encodes 193 amino acids.
AGCCAGGCAGGGAAGCCAUUGCCUGUUUAAUAGUUGCUGUUGCAGCACUUCCGCUUCUCUCCCUGCGAGAGACACACGAGUGGCCAGGCCCAGCCGCACCGAGGAGGAGCAGCCAGACACAAAGGGAGAGGUUUGGGUGGAGCUAUAGUGGGGGGGAGCUAUGUCGGAUGACGAUUCAAGGGCUAGCACCAGCUCUUCUUCAUCUUCAUCCUCCAACCAACAGACUGAGAAAGAGACAAACACACCUAAGAAGAAAGAAAGUAAAGUCAGCAUGAGUAAAAAUUCCAAGCUCCUUUCCACCAGCGCAAAAAGGAUUCAAAAGGAAUUAGCUGACAUCACCUUAGAUCCACCUCCCAACUGCAGUGCUGGCCCAAAAGGUGAUAAUAUCUAUGAAUGGAGAUCAACAAUUUUAGGACCUCCAGGUUCAGUGUACGAGGGUGGCGUUUUCUUCCUGGACAUCACAUUUACACCAGAAUAUCCCUUCAAGCCUCCAAAGGUUACCUUUCGAACAAGAAUCUAUCACUGCAACAUUAACAGUCAAGGAGUGAUCUGUUUGGAUAUAUUAAAAGAUAACUGGAGUCCAGCAUUAACUAUUUCUAAAGUUCUUCUUUCAAUUUGUUCACUUCUCACAGAUUGCAAUCCUGCUGAUCCCCUUGUUGGAAGUAUUGCAACUCAGUAUAUGACUAACAGAGCAGAGCACGACAGAAUGGCCAGACAGUGGACCAAGAGAUAUGCAACAUAAACUGGAUUUUUGUCAUAUCUUUGUGUUAAAUCAUCUGUGACAGAAAGAGCUGCUUAUGAUUUUGAAGGGGUGGGACAGGGAAGGGGAGAAACUGAAAAAGAGUAGGGUAUUUCUAUAACAGAAUUUAUUCAGUCUUUUAUUUCCUGAAAUUUUGUUGUUGUUACUUAAGGUAUCUUGCUACAGUAGACAGCUAGAAUGGGACUAGCAUAUUUUAAGACUGUCAUUAGUUCAGCAAUAGUAGCUCUGCUAUAGCACCAAGAAGAAUGUAAACUAAUCUGACAAUUGGAUGAGGGUGGGAAAGGAUGUUUGGUUGCAAUAGAUUAAAAAAAAAAAUACAACAGCUUAAUUUAGGGGUACAUAUAUUUGGCAUUUCUGUAAAAAAAUUUUGCAAGAAGGCUUGCAAUUUAAUUUUCUUUUAACUUGAUUUUAUUUGUAAAACAAUAUUGGGAAUAUUUUCCCUAGGGGAGGUGGGAGUUUCAUAUUUAACACAUCUUUUACAAGACUACCCUUUCAUUAAGUUCAAAUAUAGGGGUGCAGCUAGAUUGUCAUCUCCCCUAGCAUAGGGAAAAUAGUUCAUGCAUUCAUUUUUCUAUGCCAAGUUACCUUUGUGAAAAUAAAGGUUUUAAAUGGACUUGGAGCAACCUGUAGUGAAAUACCUUAAGCUGUUUAACUGUAAGGCGUGGAAUAGGAGUUACUCAGUGGAUUGGUUGUAUGUUGUGGGCUAUCUAAGUCUGCAUUUGUUACUGUGCUAAUAAAAAUAUGUACAAACCCCCUA